This is a messenger RNA of Prunus mume (Japanese apricot), 1682 nucleotides long. The record is from RefSeq and is a predicted model, not a curated record. Lineage: Eukaryota; Viridiplantae; Streptophyta; Magnoliopsida; Rosales; Rosaceae.
CCCGAUCAUUGUGCUAUUAUUAAGAGAAACUUUCUCUUGCAUCUACGGCCGGAGAAAGCAAUAUGCAAGUGAGCUUUUCUAGUCAUUAACCAAAGGCAAAACAAACUUGGUCCUUCCUUUCAUACAUAUACAUAUCAGGGGUGGCCUUUUGUGCCGUCACUUUGGUUUGCUCAGCAUAGCACAUCAACAGGAAAAUGGAAGAAUGCAAUCAAGCUGGUCCAAAUGACACAAUUAACAUGCCAUACGUUCCAUUAGAAAUUUCAUUGGGGGAGGAGUUAGAUAGCUUGCCUGCCUUGUCCUCUUCGUGUUGUAUCUACAGAGUUCCCGAUGACAUACGAUGUCUGAAUGAAAAGGCCGACACACCUCAGGUCAUCUCCAUAGGUCCACUUCAUCAUGGCAAGGAAGGUUUAGAAGCCAUGGAAGAGCAGAAAAAGAGGUACCUACGAGAUUUUAUACGUCGGACUAAGGUAAGCUUGAAGGACUAUAUCAAGAAAAUUAGGGACCAAGAAGCAAGACUGAGAAGUUGUUAUGCAGAACCCAUCAAGUUUAGCAGUGAUGAAUUUGUAAAAAUCAUUCUAGUGGAUGCUGCCUUCACUAUUGAGUUCUUAUUGAGGUUCUAUCUGAAAGAAUCUGGACACGAAGGAGAUCGCUUAUUAAACAAACCGUGGAUGUUCAGAUAUGUACAGCCUGACAUGUGGAUGCUUGAAAAUCAGCUCCCAUUCUUCAUUCUUGAGGAUCUUUAUCACACAUACAUAAUAACCGACUCUUUUAGGAAUUAUUACAGUACUCAUGAUCAUGAGAGGCUUUCAAUAAUUAAUAUUUCUAAGAAUUUCUUCACAGCUGGAAUAUUGAAUUUGGAGGGGAAGGGAGACAAAUGGAACAGAAUAUCAUCUUCUUCUAGUUCUAUUAAUGUGCAACACUUUGUUGAUCUUAUAAGAAUUUUCUAUCUACCAUUGGAAUCAGAAUUAAGAGAUGCGGGGGAGCUCAAAACCUUGAACAUACCUAGCAUCAAAGAGAUGCACCAAGCUGGAGUCAAAAUUAAGGUAGGAUCAAGCAAAAACUUAGUCGACAUACAAUUUGCAAAUGGAACUCUCAUAAUUCCUAAAAUAAUGAUAACUGGCGACAAACUGCGGACCCUGGGAAAUGUCAUUGCCUUUGAACAAUGCCAUUGCAUGGAAGACAACUACUUAAACGAUUAUGUUAGCAUCAUGGGUCGUUUUGCGAACACUCCAAAGGAUGUGGAGUUGCUUGUUGAGUUUGGAAUUUUUGAAACUGCGGGUACCACCAGCGUGGUGUCAUCUAUGAUUACCAAACUUGCCUCUGAGGCUCUUUUCUUUGUCGAUAGAUUCUGUUACGCGACUCUGUGUGAAGAGCUGAACAACUUCUGCAGAUCGUCCUGGAACAAAUGGAAGGCAAAUUUGAGACAAAAUUAUUUCAACACACCUUGGGCAUCUAUUUCUGUCAUUGCCGCUGUUGUUCUCCUCACACUCACUCUCAUACAAACGGUGUGCUCUGUUAUCUCUGCUACUUAACCAUUAAAGGGUAAGUCCCUGCUUUGCCGCUUUCUCUUCCGACAAUAAUAUGUAGACUCAUCUCUGUUUUUAUUAUUUAUUUAUUCACUUUUGGGAAACUAGUAGUAUUUCGGGUCCUCAUCAAAUAAAGGGAUCCGAGGAAAGCCUGUG